AUGAAGGCCCUGGAGAUGGAGGACGAACUUGACAAGUGGAUUCCGCGCGCUCUAGCAGAUGCGAAGACUACUCCGCCAGUUCAGACGUUCAUCGAAGGCGAGUUCUCUUCGUUCAAUGGGGUCGCCUUCGGCAAAUACUCGUCUGCAGUCGAACGGGGGUCUGCGGUGGAAGCCACCCGCAAGGCCUCGCUAGAAUACGGCGGGCAGAAAAUGCGGGCCAAGCCAGAGCAGCCCCUCGAGACAAGGGCGUUGCAGAGCGUCCUAUUCGGAGGCAAGAAGACGCUGGUCGUCUGGGGAUUCGACGAGAGAAGUCUCUGGGCAUAUGCUUCAACCAUGAGUUUGUCUUGCGGGAACGACCUCGUGAUCAAAGUGGCCGUGGAUUACAAGACGCCCACUAUUGAGUAUGGCGCGGAGUGGGAGACAGACCUCAUGCCAGACGGCGCGAACAAGGCCGUCGAUGACCUGCUCGACGCGGCGAAGGAGAAGCUGCAGCGAAGCUCCGCUCCAAGCAAGGGCCUCGGCAAAGGCAAGGGCGUGCGGUCUUUGUAG
This is a messenger RNA of Prorocentrum cordatum, 549 nucleotides long. The record is from the annotation of a GenBank genome assembly. NCBI's taxonomy places the organism in Eukaryota, Dinophyceae, Prorocentrales, Prorocentraceae.